AUGACGUAUCGUUUCGGCACUCUCGCCCUGUUGCUUCUGCUGGGGCUGGUGGCUGACACGCCCAGUGGCGCAGUGGCGGCGGUGCAUCCCUCCGUCAUUCCCUCAAGGGCGCGCGGGGGUGAAGUUUACCGUGAGGCGCUGCGGCGCAACGGGCAGCGGCCUGCUGCUGCGGAGGGGGCGCAGCCGCAACCCCGUGACCCGCGCGAGCCUCCCACGAAUUACUACGAGCAGCGCGUCGACCACGCGGAUGCCGCCGCCGGCACCUUCAGGCAGCGGUGGUGGGUGGAGCGCUCCUUUUGGGACCGCGACGCCGGCCCCGCCGUGCUGUACGUGAACGGCGAGGGCCCCGCCUCCCCGUCCCCGGGGGGGUUCGUGCGGCGGUUCGGCUUCUUCGUUGGGGCCAUCAUCUUCUCCCUCGAGCACCGCUACUACGGCGAGAGCCUGCCCGCGCCCCUCACGAAUCGGUCGAUGCUGAAGCACCUGACGGUGGAGAACGCCCUCGCGGACCUGCGGGCAUUCAAGCGGUACGCCGAGGAGGCGGUGGUGGGGAAGAAACUCAAGUGGCUGGUUGUGGGUGGCAGCUACGCGGGGGCGUUGAGCGCCUGGGCGCGGGCAACGUACCCGGAGGACUUUCACGCCGCGUGGAGCAGCAGUGGUGUGGUGAAUGCCAUCUUUGACUACAGCGCGUUUGAUGGGCACCUGUUGGAUGUCCUUCCCAGCGCCUGCGCCGCCACCGUUCGCGCCGUCUUUGACGCUUUCUCUGAGGCGUACGACGACCCCCAGCGCCGUGGUCCCAUGAUGCAGACGUUUGGCACCCCCGGCUACUUUACCAAGGCCGACAUGGCGUGGAUGCUCGCGGACGGCUCCGCGAUGGCUGUGCAGUACGGAUUCAAGGACAUGCUCUGCGCAUGGAUGGAGCCCGUCCAAGGGCGCGAGCUCUUCAAGCGGUACGCGGACCUUAUUCGAUUGCUAUGGGGUGAUGACUUCACGCGGGCGUGCUACUACAGCAGCGAGUGCCUGUCAAACGCGGCCUACAGUGACCAGUGGAACUCCAGCUACGCCUGGGCCUACCAGUGCUGCUCGCAGCUGGCGUACUGGCAGGUAGGCUACCCUGGCAGCCUGCGGUUGAGGGAAAUCACCACCUCCUACUUCAUUGACCAGUGCCGCGCGGCGUUUGGCGAGGAGGUGUUUCCCGACACCUACGCCUUCAACGCCGUUCACGGCGGCGCCCACCCCACGGCCACGCGCGUGGUGGCGACGCAGGGCUCCGACGACCCGUGGCUGCCGGCCGGGGUGACGCACACGCUGAGCGCGGAGUACCCCGAAGUGACGGCGCAGUGCAACGGCUGUGGGCACUGCGGCGACCUCGGCAGCUUCGACGAGAGCGAGCCACCGUCACUCACGGCGCAGCGGCUGCUCGUGGCGAACUACCUGAGCGCCUGGCUAGGAAAUUAG
Trypanosoma conorhini is the source of this 1455-nucleotide messenger RNA. RefSeq names its product putative serine carboxypeptidase S28. Gene Ontology annotation, molecular function: dipeptidyl-peptidase activity; serine-type exopeptidase activity. Bases 1 to 1455 code for a protein of 484 amino acids. NCBI's taxonomy places the organism in Eukaryota, Euglenozoa, Kinetoplastea, Trypanosomatida, Trypanosomatidae. The transcript has a single exon. The record is from RefSeq and is a predicted model, not a curated record. Gene Ontology annotation, biological process: proteolysis.